Molecule: messenger RNA, 534 nt
Organism: Penicillium argentinense
Lineage: Eukaryota; Fungi; Ascomycota; Eurotiomycetes; Eurotiales; Aspergillaceae
Product: putative DRAP deaminase
Exons: 1
Coding region: 1-534 (177 amino acids)
Molecular function (GO): diaminohydroxyphosphoribosylaminopyrimidine deaminase activity
Source: RefSeq, a predicted model, not a curated record
AUGGAAUCCCUAGAGAAUCCAACCUUCGAGAUUGGGGACCACGAAGCUUUCAUGGACUUCGCGCUCGUUCAGGCCCAAAAGUCACCGCCAGCUGGCAACAAGUUCUGCGUUGGAGCCGUACUCGCUGACGCCGCUACCGGCAAGGUCCUCUCAACAGGGUAUUCCCUUGAAUACCCGCGUGAUUACAAGGGAGAUCCUGGCACCACGCACGCAGAGCAGUGUUGUUUUAUCAAGAUCGCUGAUCAGCACAACAUUCCGGAAGAACGUAUCCAUGAGGUUCUGCCACCCAGCACAGUCCUUUACACGACCAUGGAACCAUGCGAUGAGAGACUCAGUGGAAACAUGACUUGUGCGACUAGGAUUCUGAGGCUCAAAAGCGCCAUCAAGACUGUUUACGUUGGCAUUAGAGAGCCCGGAACAUUUAUUGCGCAUAAUAACGGACAGGAAAGGCUAAAGGCAAAUGGAGUCGAGAUUGUUUAUCCUGUUCCACAUUGGCAAGAUAAGAUUACCAAGAUCUCGAUGGCUGGGCACUGA